This is a messenger RNA of Vitrella brassicaformis, 2316 nucleotides long. NCBI's taxonomy places the organism in Eukaryota, Vitrellaceae. The record is from the annotation of a GenBank genome assembly.
GCGAUUCCGACGCUAACCGAAAGCGGCAUCGCUAUCUCUUUGGUUUGUUCGCCAUGGCGGCAGCUGCUGCUGCAGCGGCAGCACCGUCCAGCAAGAAGCGGAAGCUGCCCGCUGGUCUCGCUGAUCCAUCCAGCCUGCGUGAGUUGACGAGCGGUCUGCCGACCAUCGACGCCUGUCUGGCGGCAGUGGCCGACUCGCUUGACGAUUGGAAGGCUAGCGUGCAGAGUGCAGUGGAGGCCGCCGAGUUAGAGGCCAAGCGACUGGUGGAUGAGAUUAAGGGGAUGAUAGAGGGCAGUGGCGGUGUGCUGGAGCACGGCAUCCUGGAGGAGUAUCUGCGGCUCAACGUGGGAGGUGAGCUUGAGGCGUGAAGAUCAGUGCAGUGCAACGGACGACCCGUUUCAGAUUUGUUUGAUGAUCUGUGUGGGUGGUGUGUUUGCAGGUCGCGUGUUGUCGUUUCCGUACGAGGCGUUGGUCCACCCCGAGCUGCACAACACGGUUGUGGCUCAGAUGCUGCUGUACUUCAGAGCCGCCCUCCCCCAGGAUGCCGCCGGCAACCCGUUCGUCGACUCAUUCGAUGGGUACUUCGAUAGACUGGCCGGUGAGCGCGAUGAAGGCGACUGUUUCAGAUGAGAUUCUGAUUCCUCUGUCGUGUGUGUGUGUGUGUGUCACAUGCAGAUCAGGUGUCCAUGGUGUAUGCUGGGCAGCUGGGCGGCCUGGUGCUGUUCGAUCCGGAGGCCGCCGAUCCUGCGCACGCAGAGCCCCACGCCAUCUUCGCCACCAAACUCGACCUCACGCCACCCGUCAACACGCCAGCCACCCCCCCAGCAGGCAACGACCGGUCGCUGGAGGGACUGGCGGACGUAGCCGACAGGGCCCUGGCUGGUGUCAAGCGGCGCAUCAUGGCACUGCGCAACACCAAGUGGGCGUAUGAGAAGCUCAUCGAUUUUUUGGGGCCAUUUCUGAAGAGCGGCAAUGUGGAGGAGGACACCAUCGUGAGUGUGCAGAUCCGUGGCGAGACCGUGUCGACGGUUAAGGCCACACUCAACCGCCUCGGGACCAAUCAUGCGCUCUACAAUAGAUUCGACACGUGAGCUGACGCACAUCACACACGGAUGGCAGGUGGCAGACAGAGAGCUGUGCGCCUUCUCCACGACUUCACUUUGGGGUGCUGGCCAGGGAUGCGGUGGCGUGGAGCGGUGCGGAUGUGCGCAAGACAUCGUUUGAGCACUUCCGGCGCAUCGUCGACUUCGCCCGCAGACAGCGGUAUGGCCGCCGGAGGAAUGGACAAAACAGGCAUGCAGCCAAUUGAUGUGUACGGCUGUGUCAGGACCGGCAUGGCGGGCAGCGCGGUGAAACCGCCGGUGGUACAGGCAUCGAUGAUGGAGGCGUUGGAGGAGGACUGCACCAUGUACGGCAUCAAGAAAGAGGAGUUUCGCACCAGCAUCGCAUCGGCGAGCGAGGUCAAGAGGGUGCUCACGAUGAUGGACAAACGAGACCGGCAGCUGAAGCUCCUCUAUAAGUGAGGGCGGAGAAAAACACAAGGAAAUGAAUGCGGGCUUGCUUCUAUCGUAUCAUAUGCACUGGGUCUCUGUGGGUGAAAUAUUUGUGCAGGAUGAGUCGCGACGGGGCUGCGUACACCGACCUGCUCAACGGUGUCGGCGACGCGAGCGGCCUGCUGUUCGUCAUCCAGGACGGCAGCACACACAAAUUCAGCGCCUUCAUCGACGGCCCCCUCGCACAGCCCGCCGACCCCACACGCCACAAGGUCAGCCGCUGCCCCAUAUCGCUCUACAGCAUCAGCGGGGCGUAUGACGCGCCAACCAAGAUCCCCCUGCCGGCAGAGAAGCCACAGAGCGUGGCGGUCGCGGGGCGGGAGGGGGCGGUGCUGGGCAGCAGUGGGCAGUCAAGCGGCAACGUGUACAUCGGCGAGAUGGGUGCAGCAGUGCUCUGGCUGGGCAAGGCCGAGCCCGGUCCAGCUGCUGACCUGCGCAGCUGCCACGUGUGGGUCACAGAGGCCCACUUGCCUCCCGGCUAUCGGGGGGCGAUGGAUGAGGGCAAGGGCAUACUGGCGACAGACAAGAACUUCACAGCGACGGAAAUCGAUGUGCUUUCUCUGGUGGGCGGGGUGACACGAUAAUACGCGCCUGCACACAUGGACGUCGACGUGCUCUUCUCAUGUGUGUGUGUGUGUGUGUGUGUUUGUUCAGGUGUGACGCCGUCGAUCGUAGCGACCGGCGACAGACGUAUUCACGAACCCGUGUUGUGUUGAUGGUAGCGUCAUGGAAUGGCUGCGUGCUCAGUGCGAUCAAAUGAUUU